AUGUAUAACCCACUAGGUUUGGUGAAAAAAGUGAUUGAACAGUUAGGAAGAUUCCAUCGUCCGACAACUCAGGAUGGAAAAGAAGUGUGGACAAACGAUAUACAACGUCAAGUUGUACCAUUUGAUCAUAAAACGACUAUAGCUGAAUUUUGUUAUGCUGAUAGAAGUGUGAUUCAAAAAGCCAUUGAUAGUGCAUUAAAAAAUAGAAUCAAAUGGAAUAUGUUACCGGUUGAACAGCGUGCAAAUAUCUUUCUAAAAGUAUAG
Molecule: messenger RNA, 264 nt
Organism: Didymodactylos carnosus
Lineage: Eukaryota; Metazoa; Rotifera; Eurotatoria; Philodinida; Philodinidae
Source: the annotation of a GenBank genome assembly